UUGUCUGGCGACUCGCCGUACUUCAGCUCUCCCGGAGUUGGCCUUACCGCCGCCGUGCCCACCGGUUGCAACGUCACCCGAGCGACCUACCUCAUCCGGCACUCGGACAUCUACGCCAACGAUUGGGAAUACGAGAACACGCUGUCGCCGUUCAUCGAGAAGCUUGGCAACUUCACAGACCGGGAUGUCUUCACAAGAGAUUCGGCACUCGCCUUCCUUGCGAACUGGACGAGCCCGUAUACGGAUCCUGAUGAGCAGAUUGAGAAGGUGACAGACCUCGGAAAGGCAGAUGCCGCAGCGUUGGGAGCACUGAUCGCCCAAAGACACGAAAGCAUCCUCAGUGUGAAUGGGAGCGGCCAGUUCAAAGUGUGGACAGCGGACGCUUCCAGAGAUCAAGCGAAAGGUUUCAAUACGACGUUCUCUGAUGUCUCCCUGAUCGUUGUCGAAGAAGGAGAAGAACAAGCCGCGAAUACCCUCACUCCACAUGAGUCCUGUGAAGAUUAUGACUCGGACGCCGGCUCUACUGAGCAGGACAGGUUCAUCGCGAUCUAUACACCUCCCAUCGCCUCUCGCCUGAACCAGCUCACGCCUUCGUUUAACUGGACAAACGAUGACGUAUACGCAGCUCAGAGUCUGUGCGGGUACGACACCGUCAUCAGAAACCAGACCAGUGGAUUCUGUAAAAUAUUUGGCGAGGACGAGUGGUUGGCGUUUGAGUACGCGAACGACCUGAUGUAUCACCGCUCGCUCGGUUACGGAAACGAAUUCGCCCCGGUGCUGGGCAUGCCCUGGAUUUCGGCUUCGGCCCGUCUGCUCUCUGGAACGGCUAACACGACCCAAACGAACGCGAACUCGAGUGCUGAUACACAGAACCUUUGGAUCAGCUUCACACAUCGCGAAGAGCCUCCGUUCAUCGUAACCGCCCUUGGCCUCUUCAAUACCUCAAACGCGUCGAUGCCGACCAACCGCAUCAACUACGAGCGCGCAUGGAAGACGUCAGAGAUAUUGCCGUUCCUGGCGAAUGUAGCAUUGGAGCGCAUGGAGUGCGACGCGACUGCCGUCGGGCACAACACGAGCGGAACUUACAUUAGGACGUUGGUAAACUCGGCCACUAUCCCGCUUCCUGACUGUGCAAGCGGGCCAGACGGUUCCUGCCCGCUAGCGGACUUCCAGUCCUUCAUCGCCGCGCGUGAAUCGCUGUACGGCGACUUCUCUACCGCGUGCGGCCUGAAUUCAACUAAUGCAACGAACACCUUGGGGAUAUACGAGGGAUUCCUCCCCGACGGCGGCGCCGCGGUGCAAGUGACCACCAUAUUGCUCAAUGGGACGGACGGCAACGGCGUUGGCGCGAAGAAGAAGGGAGGGAGCGGAUCGAAUUCUACGAGUACGAGCGAGGCGCUCACGACAACAAGCUCGCAAAGGAAAACCGUAACGAUCGUCGCCGCACUGGUAGCGAUUGCUGCGCUCGCCCUCUGA
This is a messenger RNA of Punctularia strigosozonata HHB-11173 SS5, 1476 nucleotides long. Its product is annotated as phosphoglycerate mutase-like protein. The transcript has 6 exons. Gene Ontology annotation, cellular component: fungal-type cell wall. The annotation marks the transcript as partial. The record is from RefSeq and is a predicted model, not a curated record. Gene Ontology annotation, molecular function: acid phosphatase activity. NCBI's taxonomy places the organism in Eukaryota, Fungi, Basidiomycota, Agaricomycetes, Corticiales, Punctulariaceae.